AUGUUGGGUCGUGUACGCCUCAAAAAGUUCAUUCUAAAGGCAGAAUUUGAGGGCCUUAUAAUGACGUCUAUAGUUACGCCAAAAACGGCCACUUUGGCGGAGCUCCACGAGAGUUUGCUCUACAAGAAGCUCCAGUCGUCUAUAGACGACGCCCUGCCGCUCCUGGAGGCAAAUGGCGACGCCUCCUCCUUCAUAAACUCGAGAUUCGCCAACAAUGUCUUGGAAAUCUACGGAAUCCUCCACCAGGGCUCCUUUAACCGGCCGGAUAUGGCCGCACUCGAGUUUUCCGGCCUUUUAUCGCACAUCCUGCCGUUUCUCUCACUCGAGCGACUCCCAUUAGUUUCAGGACUCGGAAGUGAAUAUGAAAAGAUCAAAAGGGCGACGAUAAUGACCUGCGUAUGGGCGUUUGUCGAGGAGAGCGGAGGGACGGAAGACGUUUUAUCGAAAAUCGCAAAGGGUAAGUAUAUGUGA
Molecule: messenger RNA, 471 nt
Organism: Theileria equi strain WA
Lineage: Eukaryota; Apicomplexa; Aconoidasida; Piroplasmida; Theileriidae
Exons: 1
Coding region: 1-471 (156 amino acids)
Source: RefSeq, a predicted model, not a curated record